AACAUGUGCUCGAGACGCCAUGGUAUAAUCCACCGGAGAUACCCUAGAGACCUCAUCAUGACCGAAGAGUUGUAAACGGGAGGAGUCUCGAAAGUAUCCUACGCCACUUUAUAACUCCCACCUAUGAUCGAAGGCUCGGGUACGGAUCGUCCUCGCCAGGCAGCAUUUAAUAUCCAGAGGGUGGGCUCUGGCGGCACAGAUAUCUCCACAGAUAUCUCCAUGGUGACAAGCUCCAUCGGCGUACUUUCGUUUCAGGACGACAACGCAUCGAACUGGGAGUUUCUCUCGCCAGAAUAUGCAGUUGUGCCAUGGUCGAAGCACGGGCGUGGACAACUCACCAUUGAGCUCGCGUUCUUCUGGACGACCUUGGGUCCACACACAGAAGUAGCUUCUCGCUACCAGCGCUUGGACAGCUGGGGCAAGGGUGGCCAAGGAUAUGUCCGCAAUACAUCUGAUCUCAAAAUGGAGAUACUACCGAAGCGCGCGGUUAUUUAUGAGGGAGACGUAGAAAAUGUAGAGUAGCUAGAAGCAGAUGAAUAUAACGAGGAGCAGGGGGACCAGAGUGCCGGGGGGGGCCGAACGUGGAGGGGUCUGAAGCGGGGCAGUUGCACAAACCAGCUCGGAACGGGUCAAUUUGGAGGGGGUCAGCUCUAGUGGGAGG
Durotheca rogersii is the source of this 661-nucleotide messenger RNA. RefSeq lists its product as uncharacterized. The record is from RefSeq and is a predicted model, not a curated record. Lineage: Eukaryota; Fungi; Ascomycota; Sordariomycetes; Xylariales; Xylariaceae. The transcript has a single exon. Bases 124 to 522 code for a protein of 132 amino acids.